GUGGCGUGUAGUCGUCGGUCGUUGCGUGCGGCCGUUGCGUGUGAACACCGCUCCGUUCCGGCAGCGGUUUGUCGCGCGCAUUGCGAUUAUUCGAAUGCCCGCGUGGAGCUGUCAAGUAUCGCUGCUGACAUCGCUCGUAUUUGAAUGAUAUUGUAUAAUAAUAAUAAUAAUAAUAAUAAUAAUAACAAUCCGUAUCGAUCAUACUUUAUGUUUUGCGGUUACGACAAUGUCGAAGUCCGCGUUCAACUUGAUCGAAGAUGAACUUCUGGUGGAAGAGGUCAGCAAAAACCAAGUGAUAUACGACAAUUCGCACGAGAAACAUAAGGAUUUGCAUUACAAAGAGAUCAUUUGGAAUAAAAUAUCGCCCAUUGUCGGAAGAAGCAGUGAGUAACAAAAUUCACUAUCUACAUACAUGUACAGUUUUAAAUGUUUUUAAUCGUUGUCUGUUUCACUAUUUCCACGCGCCUGCCUAUGUUUCCCAUUUGUGAUGUAUUUUGCGCUAAUUUUAAAUAACCAACAUUGUUCUUUAAAUAUUUAACAAUUCGAUUAUAAAGCUUAAUGGGGUAAAUUGAUUACGUUUAUUAUUUAUAGCUGAUGAUUGUAAAAAACGUUGGAGGAAUAUACGUGAUACUUAUAUGAAACAUAAAAGAAAACCAGGAACUGUAUCAGGUACAUCGAAAAAGAAGUGGGCACUGGCUGAAAAUUUAUCAUUUUUGAACAACGUAAUACAAUACGAAAGAAAGUAAGUAGGUACUUAUAUCAUAGUAUAGUUUAGGCGCAAUUGGGGUGAUACUUGGUUUAUUCCAAGUCCCCUCCAGUUCAAAAGUUGUUAGAAGUACUUAAUACUACUAAGAAUAUAUUUAUCAUAAAUGAGAAAAACAAAUUUUUGUUACACGUUUUUUUUCUUCUGAUUAUGAUAUAAACAUGGAGAUUACAAUACGAACAAAAUUCAAAUUUUGAAAGCGCGCACUAAUCGUAUAAAAACUAUUGGUACAUUAUGUGGGGGAAAUAAUACUGUGAUAAACUCGACGUUAUCUUGGUUGAGGUUAACUAUGGAACAGACUCAGUUUUUAACUAUGUCAAUGUUAAAUAAUGAGAGGGAUUUAUCUAAUAAUGGAAACAAUAUUGUAAAUUUAUUUACUGGACGAUAGCCAAUUGAUUCUUGAAACUAAUUACCAUUUAGUUCGGUGACUCUCGCCCAUGGCCUUAUCAUAUUAUACUUUUAUACUGUGAUAAGUGAUAACUGCGUUUUUUACUACUGUCUUCGGAGAACCAUGGUUUUUUACUAUUGAUUUUUCGUCGUGGUGCCCAAGAUAACACACCACUCGCGUCUAUAUGGGAGUGGCAAUUGUGAUUGUAAUUAUUCACGUACAGUAAUAAUAUGAAAAUAUUUAAUGAAACACGAUUUCCAAUUAAGUACACCACGUUGAUAAUACGAUUUUUAGACUGUAAUAUAUUACGUAUAAUGUACAGCGUGUGUAUAAUGUAUAUUUCGUAUUAUUCAUUAUUUCGUCAUCGUUGGAAGACGAAGACGGCAGUAAGUCAAUUUUACUGCGAAAACUAUUUUCUUGUUCAAAGCCAUUGUUAACAGAUUAUAAUAAUAUAUAAAUACACACCGAUAAAUACGUCAUACGCGAAUAAUGCAAUUAUUUCUACGAAUCUAUUAUUUUCUAUCACAAAACACACUUAUCGAAUAAUCCACAUCGUCACACCGACACCGUCAAAAUCGACCGUGCCAUUUUUCUGCACCCGUGUAGAUAAAAUUACAAUACAUCCGGUCAUAUGGAAUCCGCUAUUUCCACUGCAUCGGUGACGGCGGCUGGUUAUAAUAGGCAAAAUGUUCGCGUUAGACAGUGUACGCGGGCGCAGGCGCCAUGGAAAAGAAAACUGUGGAAAACGCUAGAACAGUUAUCACAGUACAAUUGUGAUUGAGGCCCUUGAGCCUCGAAUUAAAUGGCGAAUUGACACUUUACUUCUUAAAACCGGUUAGAAAUCUAGUAUUGUUGUAUAUAUCUGCCAUCUGCGGUACAAAUACAUUCUAUUUACGAGAUUAUAAUUAUGUAUCGAGUUAAAUUCGAUUAUAAUGACGUAUUUCGUUCAGAGCCCUACUUAGGGGGGGGGGGGUGUUAGGGGUGCUGCAGCCCCGGGCCCCGACAUAAUAAGAGGCCCCCGUGUAUAUUAAUUUAGUUUUAAAAUUAUCAUUGUUUAAAUUUGUCAAAGUAGAAAAUAUUUACGAAGAAUACCACUUGUGAUAGAAUUAUAAAAUGUUAUUUAAUCAGUAGUCUAUAAAAUUAUCCAUUAAGAUAAAGUUGGGAAAUCGUAAAUUUUGAAAAAAACAAACGUAUUAUCAACAAAUAUUUUAUCUUACACUGAUGAUAAGGAAAAAUGAGACAGAAAAAAUAAUUCCCGGAUGAUACAGUUGAAAAUAAUUCGAAUAUUCGUAAAAUAUAAAAGACUGACAUACUUUGCAACAUGGGUGGGCCGCAUUAAAUAAAAUACGCAACUAUUAUCCAUUGCUUACGAAAAACGAUUCUGAGCGGAGUUUAGAUAAUAGUCAACAAUAUAACAUAUACGUCACAUUAUGGUAAAAUAAUCACAUAUACAUUAUAUAUUUUCUUUAAUAACAUUUGUUUAAUAAUGUUUCUAUUUUCCUUGUUUUUCCCAUUUCUAGGGAAAACUCCUGAAAAAAUAAAAAAAAUGACUUCCUUAUAGUCAGAGUUUCUUUCAUAAAAAGUGCUAUGCAUGAAAAUUGGAGCAUAAUAGCUGAUAGAAAAGUUGUCUUUAGAAAAGAGAAAACAAACUUCAUUGUCAAACAAAUACAUACCUCGCUCCGCUCAGAAUCUAAAAAUUAGAGAUUGACACUUUUUCUAUUAUAAUUGAUUGUUUAGUUACGGAACUGGAUAAGAAAAAAAACGGAAUUUAUAAUUUAAUUUAAGGACCCCAUCUAAAAAUUAGUCCCGGGCCCCGAAAUUCUUGAAUAGGAUUCUGAUUAUAUUUAUGUAGUUAAUUACCCGGGCAAGGGUACGUAUUUAAAAACAAUAAGACAUACCUAGUGUUUUUGUUUUAUUACUGCAGUUUUUGAUGAUAAAAUUUAGAUUUUGGUUUUAAUUCGAGAAGCUAAUUAAUUGAAAAACCGUCAGGGGACUACGGACAAUGGGGAACUAUAAAUAUGAGACAUUGUACAUCUUUUGUUCAUUUUCAUGCUACAAAAUUUUUUUUAUUCGAAAUAUUUAAUUAAAACAAUUAGUUUAGUUUAAAUAUAAUUUGUUGACUUCGAAUUGCCUUAAGUUUUUUAAAAUUACCUAUUUUGUGUCAGUUUGAUAUUAAUUAUUCAAUGUACCUACUCAUAUUCUAGAUAUGUUUAUAGGAAAUUAAUUUUUUUUCGGAACUUACAAUUAAAAACAAUAAAAAUUAUCUAAAAAAAACAUUCUAUGAAUACAAUUAUCACCCAAUUUUUAUUUUACGAUAGUUCAAAUUAUUGUUUAAUUAUAACUACAUAAAAGUUAUUAAAAUGUAAAAAGAUUAUUUUUUUGCGUCAAUAUUAUUAUUGCUACCUGUAAAACUAUAAAAUAAAAUGCGUAAUAAUAGUAAAAAUCUUUUAUCAAAUUAAUCUUUCAAACUAACGUAAUAUUUGUAUUUAAAUAUUUCAGUAUGAUUGCACAUUUUAACGGGAAUGAUUCUCUAAUUGAAGACAAUACCGAAGAUGCCAACGAAAAGUUUGAAAAUAACACGAUCGAAAAGUCCGUGAUAGAAUCAGAUUUUAAUGAGUAUCAACCGCCAACAAAAAUGUCGAAAAUUAAAAAUUAUCAAAUUGACAGAGCAUCUACGAUUGUUGAAAGUUUACAAAAACCAAACGAAGCUAUUAUCACAUAUAACACAACGACCGUUGACGAAAUAGAUUUGUUUUUCCAGAGCAUCGCGGGCAUAGUGAAAAAACUACCGCCCAGAGGUGUUACCGAGGCGAGACUCGAAGUUUUGAAAACUGUAUCGGCGCUCGAGGAAAAGUACUCCGACAAUUAUUACUAGAAACAUUGUGAAUAUGUGAUUUGUUUGCGAAAAAUAACAACGGAAUCGCAUCGAACACUUUGAAAUGUCUCUGGCCGUGCUGAAAAUGUACCAGUGCAUAAUACAGCCGCGACUUUCUGCCGUAUCUCACGGGAGACCAAUGAAUAAUCGACUCCGCAGCGUUCGAUCGUUGCGGCCAGUCGCAUCCAUACGCGGGAACCUCUAUUUUUACACCACUUUUCAAAGACGAUUUAACAAUUAAUAAUUUACGGGGGGGGGGGGGGAAACAACAACAA
This is a messenger RNA of Cinara cedri, 4301 nucleotides long. The record is from the annotation of a GenBank genome assembly. NCBI's taxonomy places the organism in Eukaryota, Metazoa, Arthropoda, Insecta, Hemiptera, Aphididae.